GGCAGCGGGCGCGGAGCGGCGGGCGUGAGGGGUCGGAGCCAGGCGGGGUCGGUCGCACUGCGACGCCUCCUCUUCGAGAGGGUUUAUCCUCAGGGAACGGUUCCCCCUCCCCGCGGCGCGCACGGCAGCCCCCGGCCCUUCCGCCGCCCCUCAGGCGAAGCCCCCUCAGAUCCCCGGUAGCGUCUCGCCGCCCUCAGUCGUUUUCCCCCCCACCUCCCCUUCUCCGCCCUUGUCCUCCCGCCAUGGCUCUCUGCCGGCGCUUGGCCCGGCUGGCCGCCUACCUGCAGGACCCGCGGAAAGUGGCCGCCUUCCAGCGGCUCUGCGGGGUGGAGGGGCCUUCGGGCUGGGCCGACGCGGAGCAGCGAGCCGGCAGUCGGGGGCCGAUGGUUAACGGCGGCCCUCCGGCCGCGGAGGGGGCAGGAGGGCCGGGGCACCCCGCCGGGAACGGGACCGUGCCCGGCGGGGCGGGCCCCCCGCAGCGGUGGAGGAGGAGGCCGCGCCGCAACUCCCUCACGGAGGAGGACGGCAGCCAGGAGUUCUCCACUCGCAGCCGCUUCCUCUACUAUCUCUUCAGCCUGGGCACGGAGCUGGGCAACGAGCUCUUCUACAUCCUCUUCUUCCCCUUCUGCAUCUGGAACUUGGACGCCUGGCUGGGCCGGAGGCUUAUCAUCAUCUGGGUGUGGGUGAUGUACCUGGGGCAGUGCACCAAGGAUGUGAUCCGCUGGCCGCGGCCUGCCUCCCCGCCCGUGGUGAAGCUGGAAGUCUUUUACAACUCCGAGUACAGCAUGCCCUCCACCCACGCCAUGUCGGGCACCGCCAUCCCCCUGGCGCUCCUGCUGCUCAGCUACGGCCGCUGGCAGUAUCCCCUUGUGUUUGGACUGAUCCUUGCAUUCUGCUGGUGUUCUUUGGUUUGCUGUAGUCGAAUUUAUAUGGGAAUGCAUUCAAUUUUGGAUGUUAUUGCUGGAUUUCUGUAUGCUAUUCUUAUCUUGGUUGUCUUCCAUCCAGUUGUGGACCUGAUUGAUAACUUCAACUUAACUUACAAAUAUGCACCCUUAAUUAUCAUCAGUCUCCAUUUAGCCCUGGGCAUCUUCUCUUUUACUCUAGACACCUGGAGCACAUCAAGAGGAGACACAGCUCAGAUACUGGGCUGUGGUGCUGGAGUAGCCUGUGGCUCUCACGUUAACUACAUAAUGGGUCUAAAGCUAGAUCCUCCUUCUGAUACGUUACCUUUAUCUCUUUCCUCUCUCACUGUGACUGUGUUUGGAAAAGCCAUAUUGCGGUUGUUGAUUGGAGUAAUAGUUCUGUUGUUAACAAAAGUAGGGAUGAAAAAAGCCACUAUUCCACUGGCAUGUAAAAUAUUUUGCAUACCACAUGAUGAUGUACGGAAAGCAAGACAACGCAUGGAAGUUGAGCUUCCCUAUCGCUAUAUUACAUAUGGAAUGGUUGGGUUUUCCCUCAUGUUUAUUGUUCCUUGCCUCUUCCAUUUUAUUGGUCUUUCCUGAUGCAGUUUUAUCAUUUUAGAUAGGGAGACCAGAUCUAGUUGCUUUUCGAAGAGGUGCACUAGUUUGCUAAGGGAAGGCCAGUGAGCUUGGCUUUAGCAGGGUCUUUAACAGCAAUACAUAGCAGGCAAAGCAUUUACAGAACUUUGCACAUCUUUGGGUACGGUAUGGGGCCAGAAGUCAAAUAUCAGUCCAUGAGAAGUGCUGAACUCUAUAAAUGCUAUGUCUAGACUCAUUGCUGUAACGAAAUCUGUGUGUAUGUGUGAUGCAAUGAAUGUAUCUGGAAUGUCUGUCAUACUGUACCUGUAUACAUUGACAUUUUAACAGGUAUGUCUGACAGCUGAUCAGAAAGCUCUAUUCAUGAUCUGUUUGCCAUUUCAUAGUAAUUUGUUCAAGCUGUUGGACCAUAGACUGCUAAAUUUGUUUUCUUCUAUUCUUUCCUGAAGUCGUGCUUCAAGAGGUUUCAGCUAAUAGGCAUUUCUAAUGGACCAAACUUGUAAUGUGGUUGAAUUUUUUGUAAAAAAAAAACAAAAACAAAAACAAAACCACCCCAAACAACCAAAUAACAAACCAACCAAAACCCAACAAAAGCCUUUUUUAUUUUUAGCACACUCUACAGAGUAAAAUGUCUGGAUUGGCAUUGGUAGAUAUCACUAGCAUAUAUAUAUAUAUAUCAUUCAGGUACUGUAUUUUACGGUUUAGUAACUGUGCCUUUCUGUUGCUAAAUUAAGAAAUGCCAUACGUACUGUGAUGUAAAAAUGCCUAAUUUUAUUUAAAAUCCUACGUGAUUAGGCAGAUAUUUUAAAUUGUUGGAUUGUCCACCUUGCUGGCAUGGUUCACGUUAACCAGAAUAUUCAGUUUAGCCUGAUCAAAAUUGCAUAAAUGAAAUGACCCAAGAAUUGUGUCCUUAAGCUCAUGAUGUUGUAAAUGGACAAUAAUCCCUUUUGUAAGUAUUUUUAAUGUGUAUUGUAAGUUACUGGAAGAGGAUAUAUUUUUCUGGAGAUUGUUUAUACAGUGGACAGAUAUUAAAAAUUAAUUACCUAAACAUAUAAACAAUAAAAACACCCCAUUCUGGAAAGAAAUGGGCCUCACUGGUUCCAAACUAGUUUAGAAGGACCCUUGUUUUUAAAUACUUGCUUAGAAAAUAUAAUCUGUAUUCUAGAAAAAUAUGUAUUUUUAUGCAUUAACAUUUAAAGGUGUUAUAGCUAUCUAAAUUGGGUAAAAGUGCUUAAGACAAUAUAAUGGUCAAAUUAAUUUUUUAAUCAUUUUGAUAGGCAGAUUGUGAGCAGUCAUGACAGUAUGGUCAAUGCAUAAACGGUUUGUGCAUAUCUAAAUUUUACUGAAUUAUUAUUAUAUUCAGCUUUUCAUGAUCCUUUUUCCAGUGAUGAGUUCAACUGUAAUUUCAUGUGCCUCUUCUGUGUUUCAUUUUCUGUCUGUUAAUGCGAUGUCUAACUUGUUUUUUCCAUGUCAGGAACGGUCAUAUUGCAGCAAUAGCUGUCUUAUUGUCUGGCCAGACAUGAAUUACUUAAUCUUGCAUUGUAUGUUUUUUUUUUUUCAGGGAAAACAUAAUUUGGUUGGGAAAUAGAGUGAUUAGAUAGAAUACAAAGCUUGCAUUUUAUUGUAAACGGUAUUUGGAAGUUUUUUUAUAUUGGAGCUUUUAUCUCCAAAUUGUUCAUAUGUAAAUUAGCAAAAUUAACUUUGUAUCUCUUUCCUCAGAGCAGUCAAAGUUAUGGUACGCUGGCAUUAGAUGAUGUGAAAAGCUAAAUUUUGAUGCAUUUUUUCAGUGCAUUCAGAAUGCACCACUAUGAAUGUAUUCAAACUGAUGUAUUCAGAACUGAUAGUGUGUUAAACAACUUCUAUAGUUGAAAAGACCUUACCUAGUAGAAAAUGGUUAGCUUGUUUCAGUGCGUAUUUCCAGAUUUGAUUUGUCUAUCUGUUCUUUUGCAGUUUAAUGCUGAAUGUGCAGUAAAAGGUAAAUUGGUUUCCAAGGUUUUGAGGGAGGGAUUUCCACUGGUGUGGCUUUGCACACUAAGAUAGUUAUUUAAAUAGCUGGGGGGAAUGUACACGAAAUGCCUUAUGCUUAGAGCCCUGAGCAAGUGGUGUAGUUCCAAUUAUAGUAAAUUAGUCUGAGGACUGGUGAAAAUAGUAGAUAAUUUUCUCUGAAAUUUAGGGCAUAUUCUCCUUAAAUAUCCUAGCUUUACAGUUUAUAGUGAAAAAUGUUUAAAUUUUCGCACAGAAGAGACAAGCGAGCAAAACUAAUUUUUUAAGGUACAUAACUGACUUCUAGGAACUUCAAGUUUACAGCAUAAGAGUGUUCCUGAAGCUGUCUUUUCUAGCUGUGCUUGCUCUGUUGUACUAUUAAUGGAAAAUAAAAUCUACUGUGGAAGAUCUCGACUGGGGGAAAAAAUCGUAUGUAGGUAGGGCUUUCAACAGGCUAAGGAGAAUGGCACUGUAGCUUAUUCUACUGUUACUCAUACAUACAUAUUUUAUAUUUUUAUACAUUGCAUUGGGUAACUUCAAAAUGUUACGUUCCAUGUACCACAUAGUCUAGUACACAGGAAAUGUAUAUCAGAAUGUUUAUACAGCACCUUUACAACCCUGUCUCUAAGACUACAACUACUUUACUGAAGUUUACAUGAAAAAAGUUUUACUAAUCUAUUUUCAUGUUUUAUAAGGGGCUAGGCUCAAGAGGGCAGAUUAGCACAAAAUAUCAUGCAGUAUGAAUAUUGUUAUAGUAUAAAGAAUCACAAAAAUGCAAAAAUUUUAAAAUCCAACUUAAAUGUUUGCAUUUUAUUAUAUUUUUGUUUAAUAAUAGUCCAAGAUUCCUUCAGAUCAGGCAUAAGAAAACAUCAGGUAAAACUGGAGCACUUUCUUUGCCCUAAGCUAUUCCUAAAGUUGAACAUGAAAAAAUAUUUCUAGUAUGAGCAUCAGCUGGUACCAAAUUAUUUAUAAAUAAAUUUAACCUAGCUUUAAAAGGUAGUUGCAUGUCUUUUCAGGAGAAUACACUUGAAACUUUUCAUGAAGUGGUGCAAAAACAUAUCCAUAUGUCACUGCUAGUGAACUUCCUCAGUUCCAGGUUGUAUAGUCCUAAAGGGAGAAAUGCUACUACUUUAUAGAAACAGAUAUAAAUACACAUUUAUUACAAAAAGCUAUGAGUUAAAUUUGUCUUACUUGAUUACUGUAUGAAAUAAAACCUGAAACUAACAGUCACAUAGAGUUUAAUCUGGCACAAAAUUCUGUUUUCCAAGAGGCUGAAGAGACUUGAGUUAGUCUUAGACUGCCUUACACAUAGGAGCAAGAAUUUUCUGACUUGGCCCUCAAUCAGAACUAACAUAUGCAUUGCAUCUUGGGUAAGUUCUAGAAUCUGUUACUUUGAAAAGAUUUUCAUGCUUGUAAAAAAGCUGCUACUUGUGUUUCCCAUACCACAAACUGGGGUUGAAAUGUCUUUCUCCUGUGUGAUCACUUAUGAAGCUCUUCCGUCUCUGAUCACAUUUGCCUUAUCACUUACCUUGCAAAUUGGGUAGGGGAGGAAAGGGGAAGGUAGAGAAGCUGUUUUAAGGUAAAUUGGCAAACCAAAGGGAGUUGUAUUUUGUUUAUUUACUUGGAAUUUUUUGUAAGCUUAUGUACAGGUUUUCUCAAAAAAAAAAGUUUCUUUAAAAAUAGUAUCUCUAAAUGUGGUAUGUUGCUUUUUUUUUUUUUUUACAGGAACAGUGUUAAAUUGUCUGGAUUUUAAGAGCUAUUAUGUUUUCUUUUAUUACUAUUUUUUUUAUCACUGCUUUAUGUAUUUUUUACUCUAUUUCUUGCUUAUUUCCCAGGGAGUGUCCUGAACUUUUUGUAAGUAAUUGCUACUGAUGUGAAGAUUGUAAUUUUGAACUUGUAAAUACUUAAGGGCUGUCAGUGGCUGUUAGCUGUUCAAAUACAACAAAAACAAACUUUGCAUGCUGUAAGUAAAUACAUCUGUUGUGCGAAAAGUUGUUUCUAUUUCAGUAUUUGCUUUCUCAAUAAAAAAAUUGAGAUUUUUCAUACACAAUACAUAAGAGAUUUAAUAGUUCAGUGGUAUGAGGGGGGCAUCGCUGUCUAACUCCUGUUGACUUUACUGGGAGUUCUGCACCUAGUUCCUUCCCAUAUUACACUGGGAAUGAACCCUGAAGGUCACUUCCAUGCUUUGACAUGCGUACAGGCAUCGGUGUGUGUGAAAGGACUUACCUUCUAAGGUAUAAAUGUAAUAUCCUUGCUUUUGAGGUCUGAGAUUGUUCUUUUAAAAAUCAUACUUAGCCCAGUUUUUACAAGACUUUUUAAGGGCUAAACUUGGAAGCUGUUUCUUAGUAGCUGGAACUGGCUCUACGUUUGCAAUUCUUAAUUGAUGCUUUCCCCUCUGUACCAUAAUUCUGCUGAAUGACGAGAUCCCAGAAUAAUGUCAGCAGAUAAAAUGAUGACAGGAGAAUUGAUUUCUUGGGGUAUUGUGGCUCAACUUGUAAUAGAUUCUUAGAUUUUUUUUUUUUGUCUAAUGUAGAAUGUUUCUAGGUUAUACAAUUUAUUUCUCUAUUCUGCAAAUAGCUUUGAGGAAACUUGGACUUUUUGUGGGAGGAAAUCUCUUUGACUCCAUGCCAGAACUUUAUUCUAGUGGAAAGCUUAAGUGGCCUUUUUGUUUCAGUAAAAAUGUAUAAGCCUAUUUUAAAAUUUACUGUAAAUAACAUAUUUGUCAAAUUGAUAGGUUACUUAGGAUACUAAUGUUGUUUUUCUUUGUAUAAUAUUUCUCAAAACAAAGGCAAACAAAGCUUAAUUUGGAAACAAAAUGUGAUAGUGUGGCAGAGAGGAUAUAGCUCUUCAGGUAUUCUCUAAAAAGCCAGUAUCACAUGCUGGAGUUGAAGCAGAUUUAACUAUGCAUUGGAAAAAUUUCUUUGCACUCCGUUCUGCACCAGAAAUACUCGACUUGCAUGUUGGUAAGAGUCCAUUUAACAAAACAAAGCAAAGCAAUAUGUGCUUGCAGUGUGUAAUUAGUAACUGUUCCUGUAGGAUAAAAGAAGAAUAGAGGGUACAUAGAAUACUACCUUAAAGGUAUUGAUCAGUAAAUGUAAAUAAAAAGUCCUAUCAAGUUGGAGAAUUUUAUUAGUCACUAAACUUUGACUAAAUUAGUCACUAAGUUUUUCCCACAACUUUAUUUUGUCAGAAAGUGUAGUGAAAGACAAGGGUGAUAUUCCUGAAACAGAAUUUAGAUCUUAAGACAAUUCUAGAUGUCUGAAGUAUCAUAACUGAAAGAGAUCAGUUCAGGAGGUAGUAACCUGAAAAAUAAGAGCAAAGUCUGAGGGGGAUUUUGUAUUAAACUUAAUGCACUUAAAAAUGAUGCCAAAAUUUGGCCUAUACUUGAUUUAUAUGAAAUCUGUAGUACAAUAUAUAUAGAGAUAUAUAAUAUAUUGUGUAUUGGAGUUUAAUUUUUUAUGUAUAGAUUUUUUUUUUUUCUUGUUACUGCAUUCCCUGAUAAAAAGCAAGUGUUCAUAACAUAGAAAACAGUUUUGUCUGUAUAAGGUAAGGCUGUAUGUUAGCAGUAUUUUGGGAAAUAAUGCAGUUGUAAUCCCCUGUGUCUCAACCUCUUGGAGAACUUUCAAAAAAAAAAAAAAAGUACUUUCAAAUGGAAGCCCUGAGUUAGUUGAGGAUUGAGAAUUAUAUAAUGGUUGCUGUAUAAUAGUGUACAACUGAUGUUUUAAAAAUUAAUACAUUGAAACGUUUUGUUAUCGUUAAUGAUUUUGUACUCAUUGUACACUUUCUGCAGUUGUCAACUAAUACUUAAACUCACAUUGACUGGUAACUGAAGUGUCUAACUUCAUUGGCAAUGAGUGGGUAAUAAACUACUGUUGGAUUCAAA
Messenger RNA from Tyto alba (common barn owl), 7362 nucleotides. It is a transcript of the gene SGPP1, whose product is annotated as sphingosine-1-phosphate phosphatase 1. NCBI's taxonomy places the organism in Eukaryota, Metazoa, Chordata, Aves, Strigiformes, Tytonidae. The transcript has 3 exons. Gene Ontology annotation, biological process: sphingosine metabolic process; phospholipid dephosphorylation. Bases 243 to 1502 code for a protein of 419 amino acids. Gene Ontology annotation, cellular component: endoplasmic reticulum membrane. The record is from RefSeq and is a predicted model, not a curated record. Gene Ontology annotation, molecular function: sphingosine-1-phosphate phosphatase activity.